Molecule: messenger RNA, 2467 nt
Organism: Xiphophorus couchianus (Monterrey platyfish)
Lineage: Eukaryota; Metazoa; Chordata; Actinopteri; Cyprinodontiformes; Poeciliidae
Product: zinc finger protein with KRAB and SCAN domains 1-like
Exons: 4
Coding region: 555-2165 (536 amino acids)
Biological process (GO): regulation of transcription by RNA polymerase II
Cellular component (GO): nucleoplasm
Molecular function (GO): DNA-binding transcription repressor activity, RNA polymerase II-specific; RNA polymerase II cis-regulatory region sequence-specific DNA binding
Source: RefSeq, a predicted model, not a curated record
UAAUCUGAUCCAUACUCCAAACUGGAAGGUGGCGGUAUUGCACAUGAAGUUGUUUGCCAGCCGCCAUAAAAUAGAAGAAGAAGCCGUAUUUUUUUUUUAUUAUUUUUUUUUUGAAGCAGGAAGUCAGGCUUCUGGGAAAUACAACAGUUGUGAUUAUAACAGUACUAUUAAGGGAUAAGCUAGCUGUUAAGUUGUUAGGUAAACCUUUCCACCAAUGUGUUGGUUGAACGUAGACUGUAUAAAGAAUGGAAAGGGUAAGAGAUGUUUCAGAUAAUGGGUUUGCGGUAAACUAAAGUUAGUGUAAAAAGCUAUGUGGCUAACAAUUCACAUUUACCCUGACAAUUUAUUUAGCUGUGCUUUACUGACAUGGAAAGCAGCUGAACAUUAAACCUAUACGGCCAUUUUGUGUGGCUUAAUAAACUAAUUUGUAGUAGUUUCCGCCCAUUUUUACUUGGGUAUCAGUAAUUUUUUGGCAGUGAGCUUUUUAAGUUUAAUUUGUAAUUUUCCUCUCGUUCAGCGUUAGAGCCACUAUACAUUUUAACACAGUCGCCACAAUGACGGAGACGAUUCAGUCUUUUCAGUCCCAGCUUUCGGGAGUGAUGGAAACGGUGUUCAAGGCUGCCAUCUAUGAGAUCACACGGCUGGUGGAGGAGAGCUUUGUAGAGGAAGUGCUGCGGUGUAGGGAGCAGGUGGAAUCCCUGGAGAAGAGGCUGAAGUCGGCAGAGAGCCGCCGGAAAGAUAGGCAAGACAACGGGAAGGAGAUGUGUGUUGACUGCGGGAGAGCCAGGACGACUGGAGAAGACAAAAGCCUGACAGACAAAAGCUUGAAGCAGGAGAGAGUGACACAAGAAGAGGCACAGAGUUACCAAGGCACUGUUGGAAAGAGACUAAGUAAAAACGCUGAAAAGGCUACGCAAGAGACGAGCAGUGCGGCACAGGGUGCAGGUGUACAACAGGAUACAUGUGAGAGACAACUCAAAGAAGAAACUCCUCAGAGCAUCCAGCCAGAAAACGAGGAAUCCCACGGGUGGAGUGUCGGCAAAGAAGAGACAAGUCUACCAGGACCAAGUAAGCAUUUCAGUGAGCAGAAUAACCCAGCUUGCCAUGUGAACUGGGAACCUGGCUUUGACCAGAGACCGGAGUUGAGCCAAGACAGACAAUUGGAGGUCCUCUCUGAAUCAAAUUUCCAGAACAGGUACGUCUUGAAUGACUUGGGUAGCUUUGGCAAACCUGGAUAUGGAGAGAUGGAUAACUAUGAUGGGCUACAGGGUUCUCCAACCCAUCUACCUGACGGCCUUAGUUAUAUGGAUCAAUUUAACGAGAAUAGGAAAAACCCUGAAGGAGCUGAGCACCAGUGUUACACAGCAGGGUCUCCACAGAAUAGAGGAACUGAGGAGAGCUCCCCUGUUAGGACUAACAGUGAUGUGAGCGGGGAAUUCAGCGGGUUGCUUAUUGAUGAGGAAGGAUAUCUGCAGGAGCCAAAUAUCAGAUACUCCGAUCAGAUAUCUGGUGAUUUGGGCAGCAGAAUGAGCUUUCAAGGACAGGAAGUUCAGUUCCCCAAUGCAUCAUAUGAAUCCUCGGCUUCAUACAAUGACACUUUAAACUUGCAACAAAGAUUAAGUAAUCAAAAUUCAGAAAAUGAAGCAAGGAGCAGCACCCACAACCAUUGUUUUACUACGUUACCUAAUUCAGUUUCUUUUAAGCCCCACAAACAGUCCCAUAAAGGUACAGGACAAGGAUCCUCAUACAUCUGCAACCAGUGUGGGAAGACAUUCACUCAAGCCUGUAAUCUGAAAGUCCAUCAGAGGAUCCACUUAGGGCAGGGCCUCCAUCUGUGCAGCCACUGUGGAAAAGGAUUCCCAUCCUUUGCCAACUUAAAAACUCACAAAUGUGGUCAAACAGGCAACAAACCUUAUUGCUGCGCUGUUUGUGGGAACAAGUUUAGCCGCCUUUGGAACCUGAAGCUGCACCAAAGGAUUCACACGCAGGAAAAACCUCACCAGUGCAGCAUGUGUGAUAAGAGCUUUACUAGGGCAGACAUCCUGAAAGUGCACCAGCGCACCCACACAGGGGAAAGACCAUACUGCUGCGCCAUUUGCGGCCACAGCUUCAAACGCCUGGACCACCUCAAGUCACAUCAGCGCAAACAUGUGACAAACCUAUAGGACUAAAGCAAGCGAGUUUGGGUUUAAUGGUGCUCUCUUUCUUUCAAUCUGGUAAUCUACAAAUGAAUGUUUGCACUGCUAAGUUUCAAACUCUUUAGUUGUCGGUUGCAUUUAUUUAAUGCAAUUAUUUAAAUAUGUUUUAUUAUGAAAAUAAAUGACAAAAUGUAAUAUUUUUCACGUUUAAAUUGAUGUCUUCAACUUAACACCUGCACACUUUGUAUAUUUAAUUAACUGUAUUUGAUUCGAAUGUAUUCAGUGUGAAUUCUCAGCGGCAUAAAAAAUAAAACUGGCUUUGGAUGUCA